Molecule: messenger RNA, 813 nt
Organism: Seminavis robusta
Lineage: Eukaryota; Bacillariophyta; Bacillariophyceae; Naviculales; Naviculaceae
Source: the annotation of a GenBank genome assembly
AUGGACGACCUUGAAAAAACACUGGAAGAGACAGAAUUUGCAGAGGCUCGGACCCCUACGCAGCAUCUAGAUGUUUUAAAUAAACUGAUGGAACAAAUUGCCUUCAGCUACUACUAUGACAAUGGAGAUGAAUUCACUGGUUCAUUUGUUGUUGCCGUAGAAUAUGGCCACGUUGAUGUUGUGAAAGAUUUGCUCGAGAAUGCUGGUGUAGAUGUCAAUGCAAAGGAGAUCAAUGGCUGGACUGCUCUUCACUAUGCAGCAUCAUAUGGACACGUUGCAGUUGUCGAAACCUUGCUAGAGCAGGCAAAUGUGGAUGUCCUUGUAAAGACAAACACUGGUGACACUGCCCUUCAUCAUGCUGUGAUGGAUAGACAUGUUGACGUAGUCAAAAUCUUGCUGGAUGUUGGUGUGGAUGCCAAUGCAAGGGGUGGGGAUGGGACGACAGCCCUUCAUCCUGCAGCAAUGGAUGGAUCACUUGCCAUUGUCAAACUCUUGCUCGGACAUGUCAGCGUGAAUGUCAAUGCAAAGUGCGAAUAUGACUGGACUGCACUUCAUUGGGCUGCAUGCUUUGGAUGCAUUGAUGUUUAUGAUGGUGUAAAGGUCAAUGCAAAGAGCAACGAUGGUUCAACAGCUCUUCAUCAUGCAGCUGAUUGUGGCUAUGUUAAUGUCAUCAAAGCCUUCCUCCAGCAUGAUGGGAAGACUGCCUUGGACUAUGCCAAAGACAGCUGUGAUGUUCUCUACGCGGAAAACGGCCGUCAUAGUGAAGAUCACCAGGAAGUUAUGGAACUCUUGAUUGCCGCAGGUGGUAGGUGA